AUGGCUACCUGCUGGCGUCCAGCUCUUAUGAUAGGACAGUGCGGCUCUAGGACACAGCGACGGGUGUAUCCGGCUCUUAGGAUAAGACAGUGCGGCUCUGGGACACAGCGACGGGUAGCAUAUAGCAGACUCUUAAGGGUCAUUCACACUAGGUUAUAUCAGUGGCCUUCUUACCCGACGGCCGGCUACUGGUAUCUAGUUCUAAUAAUAAGACAGUGCGGCUCUAGGACCCGGCGACGGGUAGAUAUAGCGACGGGUAGCAUACAGCAGACUCUCAAGGGUCAUUCACACUGGGUUAUAUCAGUAGCCUUCUUACCCAACGGCCGGCUACUAGCGUCUAGUUCUAAUAAUAAGACAGACACGAAGACUGAGGGCCUAUAUAGAUACUCGCGUGUAAUUCUAACUCGGUUAUAUCGGCGAUUAUAUCGGUGGCAUUCUCUCCUAAUAGCCGGCUAUUGGCGUCUGGCUCCAAUGAUACGACAGGAGGCCUUCAGUAUUCUUUUAAGGGCCAUUGGAGCUCGGCUUAGUCGAUUGCUUUCUCGCCCAAUGGCCGCCUACUAG
Messenger RNA from Penicillium psychrosexuale, 561 nucleotides. Its product is annotated as WD40 repeat domain-containing protein. Gene Ontology annotation, molecular function: protein binding. The record is from RefSeq and is a predicted model, not a curated record. Bases 1 to 561 code for a protein of 186 amino acids. Lineage: Eukaryota; Fungi; Ascomycota; Eurotiomycetes; Eurotiales; Aspergillaceae. The transcript has 6 exons.